Struthio camelus australis is the source of this 1301-nucleotide messenger RNA. The record is from RefSeq and is a predicted model, not a curated record. Lineage: Eukaryota; Metazoa; Chordata; Aves; Struthioniformes; Struthionidae.
AUGGCCAGCACGGUGACACCGACGGAGAGCCUGGCAGAGAGCGACCCCGAGAUGUGGGCCCUGGUCCAGAAGGAGAAAGAUCGGCAGUGCCGGGGGCUGGAGCUCAUUGCCUCUGAGAAUUUCUGCAGCCGGGCGGCGCUGGAAGCCCUGGGCUCCUGCCUCAACAACAAAUACUCAGAGGGGUACCCUGGCAAGAGGUACUAUGGGGGAGCUGAGGUAGUGGACCAGAUUGAGCUGCUCUGCGAGCAGCGGGCGCUGGAGGCGUUCGGCCUGGACCCAGCCCACUGGGGAGUGAACGUUCAGCCCUACUCGGGCUCUCCAGCCAACUUUGCUGCCUACACAGCCCUGCUGCAGCCCCAUGACCGCCUCAUGGGGCUGGACCUGCCCGACGGGGGCCACCUCACGCACGGGUACAUGUCGGACAUCAAGAGGAUCUCAGCCACGUCCAUUUUCUUUGAGUCAAUGCCCUACAAACUUGACCCAGCCACAGGGCUGAUCGACUACGACCAGCUGGAGAAAACGGCGCGGCUCUUUCGUCCUCGUCUCCUCAUCGCCGGCACCAGUGCAUAUGCCCGCCUCAUUGACUACGCUCGCAUGAAGAAGGUGUGCGAGGAGGUGAAGGCGUACCUGCUGGCAGACAUGGCACACAUCAGCGGGCUGGUCGCAGCCAAGGUCAUUCCUUCGCCCUUCGAAUACGCCGACUUGGUCACUAGCACCACCCACAAGACCCUGCGUGGCGCCAGGUCAGGACUGAUCUUCUAUCGCAAGGGCGUGCGCUCGGUAGACAAGAAGACGGGCAAGGAGAUGCACUAUGACCUGGAGGACAGGAUCAACUUUGCUGUCUUCCCUUCCCUGCAAGGAGGACCACACAACCAUGCUAUUGCUGCAGUGGCUGUGGCCCUCAAACAGGCCAGCUCACCUGCUUUCCACCAGUACUGCCAGCAGGUACUGAAGAACGCCAAAGCCAUGGCGCAGGCCCUGCUCCAGUGUGGCUACACGCUGGUAUCAGGCGGGACCGACAACCACCUGGUGCUGGUGGACCUGCGGCCCAAGGGCAUUGAUGGAGCACGGGCUGAGCGAGUCCUUGAGCUUGUCUCCAUAACGGCCAACAAGAACACGUGUCCUGGGGACAAAAGCGCCCUCACGCCGGGGGGGCUGCGUCUGGGUGCCCCCGCGCUGACAUCCCGCCGCUUCCAGGAGAGGGAUUUCCAGAAGGUGGUGGGUUUCAUCGAUGAGGGCAUAGCGCUGGCUCUGGACGUCAAGAGCAAAACCAGUGAGUGAGCUGGGGGCACUGAUCUCCC